GUUUGGAGCCCAUUUUUAUUCUCGAAUUUGAUUUUCUUCUUUUUACUCCGUGAUUUUAAUACGAUGUUCAGUUAAUGUAAAUAAUAAUCAGUGAUUUUUUAAUAUAGUGAUCCAGUUUUUUAUCGAGUGAAUAAUCGAUAAUGAAAGGAUGGGAAUCAUAAAGGUCAAUCAUAGCUAAAAAGUGGAUGAUAUCUAAAUGAAAAGUAUUUAUGAGUGAUACUUAUGAAAAAGGCCGUAAAGCAUAUACAUAGCCUGAAGGCUUAUACACUUCAUCUUCGUAAGCUGUUGGCAGUCUUCUUAAUAACGGAGUAUCGACUGCCCGUAGUUCUGAUCUACCAACGUUAUUGUAUCAUCCGUCGUAACUAGGAUAUUCAAUUGCAGUAUGAUACGCAUUAUCCUCUAUUUAGAGCUGCAACAAUUUCUACUCAAUGAUUUCGUUAGCGGCUUGAUUCGAGAAACUACUUCCUCUUCGUAUGAUAAAAAUACAUACACAGGAAACGAAAAAUCUAAAUUAUUGGCAAAUAUAAUUAAACCUUGAGCAAGAUUAUAUUACGAGUUUUUAUUUAAUAAUUCAUUACGAUUCAUUAUGAUUAUAUGUAAUUCUACUACUACGUUAUAGAAAUUGAGCGUAAAAGUAGCGCAAAAUGUACGCGCCGAGAAAGAAAGUUCUUUGGUUCGCGAUAACUACUAGAAUUGUAAUAUUAAAAUUACAAAUAAUUUUCAAUGUAUUAAUCCCCGAUCAUCAAGCAGAUGCAUUUAAAAGACCUUUGGAUUCUGCGGAGAAAGUGUCUCUCUGUGACCAAAUAAUUAAUUUUUUAUUCGAUGGUCUUACACGUUGGGAUGGAGAAUAUUUUUUACAUAUUGCAAGAUAUGGAUACACAUAUGAGAAUACUCUCGCUUUCUAUCCGUUGUAUCCAACUAUGAUUCACAUUAUCGCUGUUAUUUUAACAAAAGUAUUUCCUUUAUUCAAUAUGCAAAGUAUGAUGAUCAUCGCUGCGAUUUUAAUUAAUUUCGUGUGUUUCGUAAUGUCUGCUAUUAUAUUUUAUGAUCUCACUGAGAGUGUAUUUCAAAAUACUAUAACGGCUUACAAAGCGGCCAUACUUUAUUGUAUAAAUCCGGCUAGCAUAUUUUUCUCGGCGUUAUAUUCAGAAUCUAUAUUUGCGUAUUUAACAUUUUACGUUAUGCUCGGAAGUAUCAAGUGUAUGUCUAACACCUAUUUUCCAUUGGCUUUAUCAACUUUAGUGAGAUCAAAUGGUAUCAUCAACAUUGGUUUCCCUAUAUAUUUCAAGCUUAAGAAUUUGUGUAAUUCAGAAAGAAUAGAAGCACAUGGAAAACAUAACGUACUAUCAAUCUUAUGGCAUAUUUUAAAAUUAAUGAAAUUAAAUAACUAUUUUACUAUAUUAAGCAUAAUGAUUAAAUCGCUAUUUCCAUUUGUCUUUUUACAAUUAUACAAUUAUAUGAAAUUCUGUACUUCUACAUUCGAUAAAUCGUUGUUGCCAGUUCACAUUUUACAAUAUGCUGUAGAAAAUAAUCUGAUUCUAGCAGGUAAAACAGAUUCAAUAUGGUGUAACGCUAGUGUGCCUUUAGCAUAUUCGUAUGUGCAAAAGACAUAUUGGAAUGUCGGAUUCCUAAAAUAUUAUCAAUUCAAACAAAUACCGAAUUGUCAAUGUAUAAAAGAAUUUGCUAGUGAAUAUAGAGAUGAAUUAUACUUGUUAGGCUUUUUUGAUAGCAAGCCAAAAAGCAAAAAUAUUAAAGUAAAAAAAUAUCCAUCAAGUAUGUUUGUUUUUGUAGUACAUGGAUUAUUUUUAACUAUAUUUUGCUUAUUCUUUGUACAUAUCCAAAUUAGUACACGUUUAUUAGCCUCUGCAACUCCCUUGAUGUAUUGGCACUGUGCAUUAACCAUGUCUCACAAAUGUACCAAUCAUAUCAAUUUACAGUAUGAAAGUGAUGAAAAUAUGUGCUCUAAAUGGAAAGUAUUUUUCUUAUAUCAAAAACAAUAUACAUUACAAGAUAAAUUUAUAUUAUUUUACUUUAUAGGAUAUAUAAUCGUAGGUUGUUUUAUGUUUUCAAAUUUCUUGCCAUGGACUUGAUAUAUAUUUUAUAUGGAAUGUGUGCUUCCUUUUUGUCUCUUCGUUUGUUUCUGUUGCAAGAACAUUUCAAAUAUAUAUGUAUAUACAAAGAAUAAAUCUUUAUAAUCAAAGAGUACUAUUUACGAAGAGUACUAAAAUAUUUAUUCUAUAUAAAUAUUUAAAAGAAUACAACUAUUUUUACGAAUUUUGAAAUACAUACAUAUAAACAUUUGACUACAUUGUAGAUAACAUGUAUAUAUAGAACUC
Molecule: messenger RNA, 2336 nt
Organism: Acromyrmex echinatior (Panamanian leafcutter ant)
Lineage: Eukaryota; Metazoa; Arthropoda; Insecta; Hymenoptera; Formicidae
Product: phosphatidylinositol glycan anchor biosynthesis class V
Biological process (GO): pyruvate decarboxylation to acetyl-CoA
Cellular component (GO): pyruvate dehydrogenase complex
Molecular function (GO): pyruvate dehydrogenase (acetyl-transferring) activity
Source: RefSeq, a predicted model, not a curated record